Messenger RNA from Coniosporium apollinis CBS 100218, 1578 nucleotides. RefSeq names its product phenylacetate 2-hydroxylase. The transcript has 3 exons. Gene Ontology annotation, molecular function: oxidoreductase activity, acting on paired donors, with incorporation or reduction of molecular oxygen; heme binding; monooxygenase activity. Lineage: Eukaryota; Fungi; Ascomycota; Dothideomycetes. The record is from RefSeq and is a predicted model, not a curated record. The coding region runs from base 1 to 1578 and encodes 525 amino acids.
AUGACGCUCCAGGUCACUGUGAUAGCCGUUGUUUCCGCCAUCUAUUUCAUCUACCGAUACCUUAACCGCACAGAUACGCCUAAGAUAAAGGGAUUGCCAGAAGUUCCUGGAGUACCGUUGUUUGGCAACCUGCUACAAUUGGGGAGCAACCAUGCGAAGGUAGCUCAGGAGUGGGCGAAGACGUAUGGACCCGUCUUCCAAGUGCGGAUGGGCAAUCGGAGAAUCGUCUUCGCCAACACCUUUGACAGCGUGAGAGCGCUCUGGAUCAACAACCAAUCCGCCCUCAUCUCCCGCCCAACCCUCCACACCUUCCAUACCGUCGUCUCGUCCUCCCAGGGCUUCACCAUCGGCACAUCUCCAUGGGAUGAGUCUUGCAAGCAGCGCCGCAAGGCCGCCGCCACCGCUUUGAACCGCCCAGCUGUGCAGUCCUACAUGCCGAUCAUCGACCUCGAGUCGACCGUGUCGAUCAAAGAGAUGCUCAAAGACUCCAAAGGCGGCGAGGUCGACAUCGACCCGAACGGGUACUGGGCGCGAUUUGCGCUGAACACGAGCCUGACCCUAAAUUAUGGGAUCCGUAUCGAUGGUAGCAUCGAGGACGAGCUGCUCAAGGAGAUCACGCAUGUGGAGCGGAUGGUCUCGAACUUUAGGAGCACAAGCAAUAACUGGCAGGACUAUAUUCCGAUGCUGCGGCUAGUGCCGACGCUGAGCAAGGAGCCGCAGGAGUAUAGACAUCGGCGGGACGUGUAUAUGACGAAGCUGCUGGACAUGCUUAAGGCGCGGAUCGCUGAGGGGACAGACAAGCCGUGUAUCACUGGCAACGUCCUUAAGGAUCCCGAGGCAAAGCUGACCGAAGCCGAGAUCAAAUCCAUCUGCCUAACCAUGGUCUCCGCGGGCCUCGACACGGUCCCGGGCAACCUAAUCAUGGGCGUCGCCUACCUGUCCAGCCCGCACGGCCGCGAGAUCCAAGCGCGCGCCCACUCCGAGAUCAUGAAAGUCUACCCCAACCACGAUGCGUGGACCGCGUGCCUCGUGGAAGAAAAAGUGCCCUACAUCACCGCGCUCGUCAAGGAGAUCCUGCGCUACUGGACCGUGAUCCCGAUCUGCCUGCCGCGCGUGUCCGUCAAGGAUAUCGAGUGGCAGGGCGUCACCAUCCCGGCGGGCACGACGUUCUACAUGAACGCGUACGCGGCCGACUACGACGAGUCGCACUUCAAGGACCCGUAUUCGUUUGUACCGGAAAGGUAUCUGGAUUCCGCGAUGGAGGGCCAGGGGACCCCGCAUUAUGCGUACGGCGCGGGGAGUCGCAUGUGUGCGGGCAGUCAUCUGGCGAACAGGGAGCUGUAUACGGCGUUUGUGAGGCUGAUCUCCGCGUUUGAGAUUCUGCCGCCGAGGGAGGAGAAGGAUGCCCCGGUGCUGGAUGCGUUGGAGGCGAAUGCGAUCCCGACGGCGCUGACGCUGGAGCCGAGGCCAUUCAAGUGCGGUUUUAAGGUCAGGGAUAGGGAAAGGUUGGAUACGUGGAUCAGGGAGAGUGAGGAGAGGACGAGGGAGAGUGUUGGGAGUGUUGCGUCGGUGAGUUAG